AUGGCCAAAAGACUAUCUUCACUGUUUUCAUUACCGCGGGAUGACAGACAUCAACCCCAUGCGCUUGAGCCAGUCGUGGCCACUGGCGCUCAGUACACUCCUUCUCCUACUUACGUGACGGGUUCGAUCAGUCAUAAAUUGCACAAGCACCGCUUCACCGCCUCCUCCAAUAUCGAUCUCAAUGAAGGAUCACCUGCGCUUACCCCUCCUCCACUUCUCUCAGGAACAGCAUAUGUUCGUCCUCCAAGCAGUCAGCGAAGUGGAUCAGAGAGCAGGCCGGGAAGUCGGGCGAGUAGUGCUCACAGUCAUGUCCAUAGCCAAGAGGGAAGCAGGAGUCGCCCUCAGACACCCACGUUGCUGAUCCCAUCGAGUGGCACGGAAUCUCCAGCUCGACCUGCAACACCAUCUUCCGGGAAGAUCACUAAGAAGAAGAGCUGGAUGCCCGGGAAGCAUGAGAGGCAAAAAGUCGACGAUGGCUAUGGCCAGCGCAAAGCCUGGAUUGCAGGGUUACGAGACUAUGUCCCCUACGAUCUAGACCCCUUGCUUAGGGGAGACAAGGUACCCGAACUGUGGAACGAGCGUGGGGAUACCCUGAUCUACCUCUAUCCACCGGCUUCGCAGCGUGGCCCAUGCUUCAGAAUCGAGUCGGCCCUGUUGGCGGAGUCCACCACUUUUGUCAGCCUCCGCAUGCACUCACCCACAUCUCCUGUCGACAAAGGUAGGGACAUAGAUCCGUCUGAGUCGGUGUUGACCGAAUCUUCAUUGAACCCGCGACGUGCACGACCGCCGUCUCAGCACUCCCAAGCGAGCUCUACCUACCGUCCGGCCCCGAAUUAUUCAGUUCCUGACUUGAUUACGGUCCAAGAGGAGAAGCAUCUAUACCUACCUCUGGGGUUUGACGGAGAUAUGUUGAACCAAGAGUCUGAACCUCAGGCCGAUGACCUUGAGCUUGUCGUGUUGUAUCGCAAUUUCUUUGCAUUCCUAACUGGCGGUGCACUGGUGGCAACUCCUAGACAAGUCACACUAUUCUCUGUCUUGAUGGGAAUCAGCACGAUAUUAAAGCGAUUCGACUUCAGCAACUCCGAUGGAUCUACGUUCGGAGAUGUACCGUUCAGCAGUUUCUCGCGGUACUGCGACGAAUUGCGACUCGCAGAUGUGCGAUCUAGCAGAGAGAAGACAGUGGAAGCGAUCGUCCUCGGCGAGCAGAUGAGGUCGUGGCCUCUUUACAACGAAGGAUUUGCACAUGCCGUGGGCCGACUGGCGGACAUCAAGUCCAUCAAUAGCCCCAAAUAUGGGAAAAUGUCGCCCAUCACAAUCAACCGAUUGGAACGGGCUCACCUCGAUAUCGAACAAAGACUUUUAGCGGUAAGAAGCAAGCUAGAGGAUUUUGACUUCCCUUCAAUGUUUGCAGGUAUCGCCAACUCCCAAUCCUCGACGGAGGCCAAGCUCAUUCGAUUCAAGGAGUGGAAAGCUGCAUUCUUGGACUUCAGACGGUUCACGCUGUCUUAUUACCGCCGAAAAUACGGGGCUUGGCCACCCAAGGCGUCUUCGAAGAAGAACAAUUUCGAAGGCAGCGGGCUGAAUCGUCUUCUUCUAAAAGAACUCUACAAGGACUUCACAGACUUGUAUGAUAUCUUGGUUGAUCGGACCGCCAUCACCACACGGACCGUUGAUAUGCCUGCGAUGGACGAUGACGCUGAAACAAAUGAUCAGAAUGAAACCAUCCAACAUGCCAUUCGAAGGGUGGAGAGCGAAUACGAUAGGGCUACACCUCCUGUCGUGCCCCCGAUCCCCUUCGACACGCCGUUGAUCCCGCAGUUCUCGCAGAGUUUCAACCGCCAGCAUGUGAUAAUCUCAGACAAUUCAACAUUACAGAGCAAGAAAUUGAAGGAGAACGAGGUAAACGAAGUGUUGUUAGGGUCAUACAAUCGUGAAUCCAUCAAUGCCAGCCUUUGGAUUCAAGACUUCUUCAGCUAUGAACGUCGUCUGGGCAGUGGCAAGACACUCGGACAAAUCGUCGAUGUCAGAUGCGGGCAGUGGUUGUUCAUGUAUGCGGUUCUACAAGCGCUUCCAAUGACUGUCGUUGACGCAAGAGAUCUCAAACACACCGAAGGGGUGGAAUAUUUCUUGUGUGUCGGUCCCAGGGGCGGGAGGCCUUGGAUGAAAGAGGAUCAAUCAACAUCACGAGCUUGGUAUAAUGUUGCCAGCGGUGGUGGUGUCGUCAGCCUUCCAGCCGACUUGAUCGACCACGGCGUGGAAGGGGUCUACCGACGCAGUCAUUGCUGGACGGAAGCCACCAAGUGGUCACAGUCUCAGCCAGACAGCGCUAUGAGAUCCAUGGGGGAAACAGACCCAGCCGCCCUCCAGCGUCCGAACGCUGUUGGUGUCCCAACGGACUAUUUGAGUCCUCAACAUUCUCCGUAUGCCAGUCCACUUUCAUCGCCACUCCUGAAGCCAAUAUCUCCGGCUAUGUCCAGUGACAUGUGCAGGAGCAGAGAUAGGAGCUCAGUCCAUCUCGGAUUGGAAGCCUUGGACGAACCGCCUCCUCGACAGACGUCACGGCCUACCUCGGUCCUUAAUCCGAAUAUCACUUUUGAUGCGAUUCUUGGUACCACUGACGCACCGAAAACAAAGGGCAAGAAGGGCAAGAAGUGA
Messenger RNA from Capronia coronata CBS 617.96, 2655 nucleotides. RefSeq lists its product as uncharacterized. Bases 1 to 2655 code for a protein of 884 amino acids. The transcript is spliced from 2 exons. The record is from RefSeq and is a predicted model, not a curated record. NCBI's taxonomy places the organism in Eukaryota, Fungi, Ascomycota, Eurotiomycetes, Chaetothyriales, Herpotrichiellaceae.